Molecule: messenger RNA, 582 nt
Organism: Oncorhynchus tshawytscha (Chinook salmon)
Lineage: Eukaryota; Metazoa; Chordata; Actinopteri; Salmoniformes; Salmonidae
Product: multidrug resistance-associated protein 5-like
Exons: 5
Coding region: 1-582 (193 amino acids)
Source: RefSeq, a predicted model, not a curated record
AUGAAAGAGCAUGAUUUGGGAAAGGACUACCUGGUACCUGGGCCUGUGUACCGGGCCGUGCAGAGCAGAGACACUUUACCAGGCUCAGAGGUCACCCCAUACGAUCUCGCCAAGGUCCAGGAUGCACUGGAAACGGCGGCAAGGGCAGAGGGUGGUUUGUCCCUGGACGGUGGUGCUCACUACAUGAAAGAGCUGGAAGAAGAAGCGCGGAGCAAAUACCAACACAGCGGCGGAGUCCUCAAACCUAUCCGCUCCACCAGCAACCACGAGCACCUGGUGGACAAUGCGAGCCUCUUCUCCUUCAUGACCUUCAACUGGCUGAUCCCGUUGGCCGUUCACGCCCACCGCAAAGGCCAGCUGCAGCUGGAGGAUGUGUGGGCCGUGUCCCAGUUUGAAAGCUGCAAGGUCAACCGCCACAGGUUGGCCGGGCUGUGGGAGGAGGAGUGCAGGGUGAAAGGGGACGAGGCGUCCCUGUGCGGUGUGGUCUGGGCCUUCUGUCGGACGCGCCUGCUUCUCUCCAUCCUCUGCCUCAUGGUCACCCAGCUAGCCGGCUUCAGUGGCCCGGCUGAGGCCUACAGGUGA